CUUGAAAACUCAAAUAGCUCAUCCUCUCGUAGAGCCUGCCUUAUUGAUCCACUUUAUGAUGACUUUUUGACUUUUGACUUUUUCUACACGCAGUGGCUCGUACCUGUUCGUUCCAUGCUGAAGAAUCUCGUGUCCAAGAUGGUCAAAAUCGGAACCCACAACGGGACAUUCCAUUGCGAUGAAGUCCUGGCUUGUGCCAUGCUCAAACUAUUGCCGGCAUUCCAAGACGCAGAGAUUGUGCGAUCCCGAGACCCCAAGGUCUUGGCCGAGUGCGAUAUCGUGGUGGAUGUGGGCGGUGAGUUCAACGUGGACACCCAACGGUUUGAUCACCAUCAGAAGUCGUUCAACGAGACCGUGUCCAGCCUCAUGGAGGGCAAGAAGUGGGUGACCAAGCUCAGCUCCGCUGGCCUUGUGUAUGUGCAUUAUGGCAAACCGAUCAUUAAACACGUCCUGGACGUGCAAGACGAUCAACUGGUCGAUAAAGUAUUCGACAAGGUGUAUGCCAAUUUCAUGGAAGAAAUCGACGCUCAAGACAACGGGAUCCCGACCCACGAUGGCGAGGCCCGAUAUCAGAUCUCCACCCAUUUGGGUGCUCGCGUGGCCAAUUUGAGGCCCAAGUGGAACGACGACACUCAGGAUUUUAACGCGGGAUUCCACCGAGCCUUGGAUUUGGUGCGCCCCGAGUUUCUGGACAAAGUCCGCUACUUUGCUCAAGUGUGGUGGCCUGCCCGCGGGAUUGUGGCCACGGCCUUGGAGGAACGAUUCAGUCUGCACAAAAGUGGCCGCAUCAUCUUCUUCCAGAAUGGCAGGUGUCCCUACAAAGAGCAUUUGUUUGAUCUGGAGGAAGAACAAGGCAUCGCGGGUCACAUCUUGUACGCCGUGUUCGCAGACUCGAAUGGAUCUUGGCGAGUGAGCGCCGUGCCCGUGAAGGACCAAGCGUUCGAGUCUCGACUCAAGUUGCCGGCCGCUUGGCUGGCCUUGCGGGACGAGGAGCUCUCGGGAACGAGUGGCAUCCCUGGUUGCGUGUUCGUUCAUGCCAAUGGAUUCAUCGGCGGAAAUGCCACCAAGCAAGGCGCUUUGGCCAUGGCCAUCAAGAGCGUAGAGAUGAGCUCGCACGUGUGACUGAUGGCAAGCAAGUUGGUGUUCGCUCGGGUUCUGGGCACCACCUUCAAUGAAUCGUUCGAGUGCUGGAAAAAUAAAGAACAAAAGGCGUGAGUUUUCA
This is a messenger RNA of Tigriopus californicus, 1222 nucleotides long. RefSeq names its product MYG1 exonuclease-like. The record is from RefSeq and is a predicted model, not a curated record. The coding region runs from base 115 to 1122 and encodes 335 amino acids. Lineage: Eukaryota; Metazoa; Arthropoda; Copepoda; Harpacticoida; Harpacticidae. Gene Ontology annotation, cellular component: cytoplasm; nucleus. The transcript has 2 exons.